This is a messenger RNA of Paecilomyces variotii, 1199 nucleotides long. RefSeq names its product putative succinate:fumarate antiporter. The record is from RefSeq and is a predicted model, not a curated record. Gene Ontology annotation, biological process: transmembrane transport; succinate transport; fumarate transport. Bases 125 to 1105 code for a protein of 326 amino acids. The transcript has 4 exons. Lineage: Eukaryota; Fungi; Ascomycota; Eurotiomycetes; Eurotiales; Thermoascaceae.
AUAAAGAAGGAAAAUUCCUCGAGAAUCUGCCAAGCGCGAAUCUCCAUUGCAAUUGAACGUCCAGCUCGACCGUUCGAGCAGCGAUAUUGGAAUCUACAGCAAUUGAAAGACUAAACUUUUAAAUAUGUCCGCAAAGACUGCACAGGGCCCCGGCGGCAAGAAGCCUGCCUCGGCCGCCACCAACUUGAUCGCUGGAGGAGGUGCUGGUAUGAUGGAGGCCCUCGUCUGCCACCCCCUGGACACAAUCAAGGUCCGAAUGCAGCUUUCCCGACGAGCCAGAGCGCCUGGUGUGAAACCCCGUGGUUUCGUCGCCACUGGUGUUGAGAUCGUCAAGAAGGAGACUGCCCUGGGUCUGUACAAGGGUCUUGGAGCUGUGUUGGGUGGUAUCAUUCCUAAGAUGGCUAUUCGAUUCACCUCGUAUGAGUGGUACAAGCAGCUCCUAGCGGACAAGGAGACUGGUGUCGUCACUAGCAAGGCUACCUUCCUUGCUGGUCUCGCUGCUGGUGUGACCGAGGCCGUCGCCGUUGUGAACCCCAUGGAGGUCGUUAAGAUCCGUCUACAAGCUCAGCACCACUCUCUCGCCGACCCCCUCGAUGCCCCGAAGUACCGAAGUGCCCCUCACGCUCUGUUCACCGUUAUCCGGGAAGAAGGAUUCAGCACUCUCUACCGUGGUGUCUCCCUGACUGCCCUGCGCCAGGGUACCAACCAGGCCGCCAACUUCACUGCCUACACGGAACUGAAGGCUUUCCUCCAGAGAGCCCAGCCUGAGUUCGCCGACAAGCAGCUGCCCUCGUACCAGACCACCCUGAUCGGUCUCAUCUCCGGUGCUAUGGGUCCCUUCUCGAACGCUCCUAUUGACACGAUCAAGACCCGUCUGCAGAAGACCAAGGCCGAGCCCGGCCAGUCUGCCCUGUCCCGUAUCACUGCCAUCGCUUCCGAGAUGUUCAAGCAGGAGGGUGCUCGCGCUUUCUACAAGGGUAUCACGCCUCGUGUGAUGCGUGUCGCUCCCGGUCAGGCCGUGACCUUCACCGUGUACGAGUUCCUGAAGGAGAAGCUUGAGAAGUCCAAGUACAGCAUCGUUGGCGGAGGCAAGUUCGAAGAGUAAAUCUUUUUGGUUCAAGUUACGAUUUCCGUGGGUCUCUCUGGUCUCUUGAGUAUGUGUUGGGAGCGUUUGAUACCACAAAAGCAUGGUGGCGUCU